Molecule: messenger RNA, 3510 nt
Organism: Aspergillus melleus
Lineage: Eukaryota; Fungi; Ascomycota; Eurotiomycetes; Eurotiales; Aspergillaceae
Exons: 2
Coding region: 1-3510 (1169 amino acids)
Biological process (GO): negative regulation of RNA catabolic process; regulatory ncRNA-mediated post-transcriptional gene silencing
Cellular component (GO): catalytic step 2 spliceosome
Molecular function (GO): protein binding
Source: RefSeq, a predicted model, not a curated record
AUGUCUGCUUCAUUACAGGAGAAAAAAUCUAUCCCGCGCUUUGCUAGCUUUAAACCCCCGACAGCUCCUCUGCCCGCGGUUCAGCGACCCGAUCGCGACAACACUGAAACAGAAGAGAAGAAGAGUUCCCGGCAUCGUUCGAGCCAUCAUUCUAGACAUAGAAGCCAUCGUGAUCGUUCGCGGUCGAAAGAACGGCGAAGAGAGCGAGAACGCCGAGACCAUCGUCAUGCCCGUCGAGAACCGGAACAUCGCCGUCGCGAGACCCCCAAGGAACCGAGGGAGUCCACCUCCGAAUAUCGAUCGUGGCCGAAAACCAAGGUGAAGGCGCCCGAGGAAGAUGUACCUGAUCUAUUCGUGAUUGAUCGCAAAGGCGACAAAUACAAUCUGAUAUAUGGUACUAUUCAUCGCUACAGCAUUCCCCUCUAUCAUCGCGUGGGUCGAGGGAGUGUACUGGGUCUCCCUCCGAAUUAUAAAAUCGACCGGGAUACCGCUGAAGGAGACGCGCUGGUCAUAAGAACAGACGCAUGGCGCUCCGAUGCGUCCAAAACGAAAUCCAAGCGCAUACUGGCGGGUCUCCAUAAGCAACGACCCAAGCUACUUCGAAUACGUCAAGCAUCUUCACCGAAUGAAAACGCGGAUGCCAGCGAAGACUUUCUACCUCUUAACGUUUCUGGCAGUCGACGACGACAAGCAAUUAUCGGCGAGAUCGAGUCAGACGAUGAGAAACACGCGUAUCGUUCAAUACACGGUAAAGCCAAACUGGAAGACGACAUCCCGAGCGACCUGGAGGCCGUCUCGGACAGCGGGUCGAGCGAUGACGAAGGGGUUCGCAUGGACCCAGAUCAGGAGAUCAAACAACAAAAUGUUGAACUGACAAGAGCCGUUGAGAAGAAUCCUGGUGAUGUCGGCACGUGGCUCCAGCUUAUCGAUCACCAGGAGACUCUUCUCCAGGGCGCUGGACGAGAAUCUAGCGCCUUGACGUAUGCCGAAAAGCAAAGCUUGGCCGAUAUCAAGCUUUCGCUGUAUGAAAAGGCGCUAAAAAGAUCCGGUCAAAAUCCUGCUCGUGAUCGUUUACUGCUGGGCAGGCUGGAAGAGGGCGCGAAAUUGUGGGAUACGAAGAAAUUGUCCGCACAGUGGCAGGCGGUAUUGAAGUCGAACGCUCACUUCGUCAGUCUCUGGAUUAAAUAUCUGGACUUUCGACAGACCGAAUUCCUUGAUUUCACCUAUGAACAAUGUCUAACCACCUUCUUGGAAUGUUUAAAGCUAAAUCGGUCGGCCCCAGAUAACCCUGGGAAAGCUCACGUCCAGAUCUACCUGUUCCUCCGGCUGACGGUCUUUAUUCGCGAGUCCGGGUUCACAGAACAUGCCGUUGGCCUCUGGCAAGCAAUUCUAGAGGCUGCCUUCUUUCGGCCUCAACAAAUAGACGCAGACUCACAGCGGAUAAUAUCGACAUUGAUGGAAUUCUGGGAGUCGGAGAGUGCUCGCAUUGGCGAGGUUGGGGCAAAAGGCUGGGCUAAUGGCGGUGGUGCUCCUGCGGCUCCCAGAGUCUUCAAGCCAGUUUCGCACGUCAAUCCAAAAGCGAUCUUCACAACAUGGGAAACUUGCGAAAGGGAGCGGAUUCUUAAUUCCCGGCUUCCCGGUCGCAGCUUAGAUGAAUCCGAUGAUGAUGACCCUUUCCGAAUUGUUCUCUCGUCGGACCUCCAAGAAAUCGUACCCUUAGUCUGGGACCUGAAUUCGGCUGAGGAAUUGGUCGACGCUUUUCUGUAUUUCUGCUGCCUCCCGCCCUUAACAUCUGCGAGAAAUCUGGAAACAACUGCCGGUUGGACUGGCGAUAGCUUCUUCCAGAAUUAUCUUGUGAAUAGUGCACAUUCCAGCCUUGACGACUGGCUUCCCAAAGACUCUGCCAAUACCCACCAACCAAUUCUCUUCCCUCACCAAAAGUUCAUCCACAAUGUCCAAACCCUGUUUGCCAGCGAGGGGACAUGGUUUGCGUCUUUGAAAUCGUGGGCUCAGGCGACGUUGCACUCGCGAUCCGAUAUCGAUCCCGACUGGGUUCGGCGUGUUCUGCGGUUGUUAGUUGAGGCAAUGCCGGGAAAUGAGCAUAUGGCGGAGUAUGCCGUUGCCGUAGAGUUCGCAUGCAGCAGCAAGGACGCCAAGAAGUAUGCAAAAUCCUUGCUCAAGAAACGGUCCUCCAGCUUGCGGCUCUAUAAUUGUUACGCUCUCAUCGAGCGACGCUCAGGCAACCUGGCGGUUGCCGACCACGUCUGGGCGACCUCUCUCUCCAUGAGCAAGACAUUCUCGGAGAAGGACAAGGCUCAGAGCGUUCUAUUAUGGCAUACAUGGAUAUGGGAGUUGCUAGAAGCUCGAAAUAUAGCUCACGCCUCUUACCUUCUACUGUCAAUGCCUGAGAACAGCGUUGACCUGAAGGCUUUCCCUGAUUCUUCCAGCCAACCCACCAUCAGUCCAACGAAUUUUCUCAAGAUACAGAGUUAUCUGUCGGGGACGCAAGAAACCGCCCUCGCCGCCGAGAAUGCCGACGUUUUCGCUGCCUGCACCGAUUGUCUGGCCAUACUACUCUACCUCACCCACUCGCUGAACCUCGUCAAAUCCCAAGAGGCAUACCUCAACGCCACCCACAGACUCAAUACAAUGCCGUCGCACACCGGCUCCUUCCGACCUUUCGCCAUCGAACUCCUCCACCAAUCGCGCGCACGACUCCUCUACCACCACGUUCGCACCAGCACCCUCUACAAACCCUCAUACAUCCGAACCCUCUUAACUGAGAGCAUCUCAAUAUUCCCACACAACACCAUGUUCCUCUCUCUCUUCGCCUGGAACGAAUCCCGCUUCCGAAUUGAAGAACGCGUCAGAGACACCAUGAGAGACAUCACGACUCAUCCCCGAGGCAGCGAAAGCGCAAACGCCAACAACCUGCUCACAACAACCCAAGUCCCCGUCACAUCACAUCUCUUCUCCAUAUACACCGAACUCAGCCGACCCGUCCACGCCGGCUCAACCAUCCACUCUGCGCGAGCGGCCUUUGAAAAAGCCAUCACCGGCCAAGACAAGACCUCGACCCAUCAACCCUCCACAUCCACCUCCAGCGCCCGGUCCAACCUCACCCUCUGGAAACUCUACAUCCUCUUCGAACUCUCGCACCACGACAUCCGCCGCGCCAAGGCCGUCUUUUACCGCGGUAUGCGCGCCUGUCCGUGGUCCAAGGAACUCAUGAUGUUAGCAUUCAGCCAUCUCCGCGCGGACGUCAUUCGAGAACGAUACUCCGAUAUAUCAUCAUCGCCAUCUUCCCAUCAAGACGAAGGAAUGGGUUUCGACGAGCUCCGCCGCGUGUACAAUGUCCUCGUGGAGAAGGAGUUGCGGAUCCACGUCGACAUCGGGGAUCUGUUGGAUGAAAUGGCGGCUAAGAUGCAGGAUCGGGCUGCGGCGUUGGGGAUCCCGAUCACGAUGCCUGAGGAUGCGGAAAGCGAGGAGGAUGAGAGGAUGGAGUCGUAG